Molecule: messenger RNA, 3369 nt
Organism: Mugil cephalus (flathead mullet)
Lineage: Eukaryota; Metazoa; Chordata; Actinopteri; Mugiliformes; Mugilidae
Gene: lrrtm4l2
Product: leucine rich repeat transmembrane neuronal 4 like 2
Exons: 2
Coding region: 259-1884 (541 amino acids)
Molecular function (GO): protein binding
Source: RefSeq, a predicted model, not a curated record
AUGGGUAAAUGCGCACAUCGCAGGCUGAACUAUAGCGGCGACUCCAACUACGACCCAAGUGUGAAGGCGGCUAUUUCUGCGCCUCUUUCGGAGAUCAGGGGGCUCUGGACUGCUGCGGAAAACUUACAUUUGCUGUGCAAGUGAUGCUCAGCAUGCGAACAGACUCUGAAGCUGCAUGAACUACGACUGAAAGCAGUUUAGCGCGGUAUUUAACCAUCCCCUUUCCCCCCCAGUGGAUCCCUCCUCUCCUCCGUAAGGAUGGGUUCUGUGAUGUUGGACUGGAGGUUAUCUUGUCUUCUUCUGCAGGCAGCUGCUUUGCUGCUGCUCAGCAAGGGGGAGAGGAUGUGCCCUGCGAGUUGCCGCUGUGAAGGAAAGAUUGUUUAUUGCGAGUCUGGGAUUUUCCAAGGCGUUCCAGAAAACAUCACAACGGGAUGCCAGGGUCUGUCUCUGCGUUACAACAACCUGCUGGUUCUGUCGCCGUACCAGUUUGCCCAUCUCAAUCAGCUCAUCUGGCUUUAUUUGGACCACAACUCCAUUAAUGAUAUAGACGCUUUAGCCUUCCAUGGUGUGCGCAGACUCAAGGAACUGAUCCUCAGCUCCAACAAAAUAAGCCAUCUGCACAAUAAAACAUUUAGUGCCAUACCAAAUCUGAGAAACCUGGACUUAUCCUACAACCAGCUGCAGUCCCUACAGCCUGGUCAUUUGUACGGCCUGCGCAAGUUACAGAAUCUCCACCUUCGAUCUAAUGGACUGAAACACAUCCUCAUUCGCACUUUUCUGGAGUGUCGCAGCUUGGAGUUUCUGGACUUGGGUUAUAAUCGCUUGCGAAGUCUCACCCGCACCACGUUCUUAGGGCUGUUCAAGUUGAAAGAGCUUCACCUAGAGCACAAUCAGUUUUCCAGGAUUAAUUUCGUUAUUUUCCCACGCCUCACGAACCUCCAGGCUCUUUAUUUGCAAUGGAACCGCAUACGUUCCAUCAAUCAGGGCGUGCCGUGGACCUGGCAGAAACUUCAGAAGUUGGACCUUUCAGGGAAUGAAAUCCAGAUCUUGGACCCAGCUGUUUUCCAAAGUAUGCCAAACUUACAAAUACUGAAUCUCGAAUCAAACAAGCUGGGCAGUGUGCCUAUGGAAGCUGUGGCAGCAUGGACCUCCCUGACCACCAUCAGCCUGGCAGGUAACGCCUGGGACUGCAGCCCCAGCAUCUGCCCCCUAAUGGGAUGGCUGAGGACCUUUAGAGACGCCAAAGACAUCAGCAUGAUAUGCAGCAGCCCCAAGUCUGUGCAGGGCGAAAGAGUAGUGGAUGUAGUGAGGAACCACUCGACAUGCGUGGACAUGUCAAACGUGUUUUCUACCACAGCUCUCAUCUUUAUGAGUUCUACCCAAAUUGUGAACGUCACAACUCCUCCAACUCUCUUUGGUGUUACAGACCUGACUAAUACUGAGUCAGCUCCACAGAGAUCUACCACUUCACCUGUCCGUGCUGGUGGGACAAACAGAAAGACAAUAGCGUCCACAACCACGAGCUCUACACCAAACACCUCUCCAGAAACCCCUACAUCAUUUGUCCCGGAGCUACCGUUUGAACAUAUGGCAUUCCAUAAAAUCAUUGCAGGCAGCGUAGCCCUGUUCCUGUCAUUGUCAUUGAUCCUUCUGGUUAUUUAUGUCUCAUGGAGGCGCUACCCCAACACCAUGAGGCAACUGCAGCAGCACUCAGUCAACCAUAAGCGCAGGAAAAAGGCCCGUAAGCAGGAGCAGGAUCUUAACUCUCAGUUGCAAGAGUACUAUUUGAGCUAUCAUUCCAACUCAGAGACAAUGGACGCCUUGGUCAAUGAGACGAGGCCGUGCACAUGCACUAUAUCAGGAUCCAUAGAAUGUGAGGUCUGAGCUGCCCACUGCACCUCAAGAGACAUGAUGAGCAAUUGCUAAGCAGAUGCAAAUGGUUUUUCCGUGAGAUUAAGUGGUUUUAUCUCUAAUAUGAGAUGAUAGAUUGUGCGGCACUGGAGAAAAUACUGGGGGGCAUAGUACAAUAUAAUUAUGUGCACAGAAAAGAAGAUCAGAAGGGAGGGAUAUAUUUGGAGAGAGCUAAUUAUCACCCUGACUGACACGAGAACAGUGGCGGGGUCAGCCAGGUUGGCUGUGUAUGAUCCAACAUAAUGACUGGAUCUCAGCUACAGUAAGUCAGCUCCGUAGAGAGACCGGCCUCAUACUUAGUCUGAGUAUAGCGUCAUAGAACACAUGAGCCAACAAAGCCACUUUUUACAUGCUAACUUUGUUUUUGUUUUUUUGUUUUUUGUUCUGUAGCUUGUGAAGCGUUUAGGAUGUACGAGUGCAACUUUGAGUGUGUGUAUGGGUGUGUUGCUGGGAGGAGCUGAAGAUCUCUUGGUUUACUGACAUCUGGUGGGAAGAGUUGCAACUUUGCUCCUUAUCUUCAAAGACACUCCUCGUCCCGUUAAAUUAUUUUGCAUAUGGCACACGAGUGUAGCUAUUAUCAGUAGCACUACCACAAUAAGUGGGGGAACAAUCACAGAGAGAGCAUCUUGCCCUGAGAAAAUUUGCAUGAAUCCAUUCUCUUUACCUAAGAUGCACCUCUUUCCUAUAAAUGAUCGGUUCUGUCUGACAAAAGAAAAAAAAACAAAACAAAACAAUGAGUCUAAUCUCAGGACUGAUAUAUUCCAAGUUGUACAAAUCUGUCAGGUCCAGUGAAGGCCUUGUGUGUGUGUAUGUUGAUUUUCAUAAUUUUGUAUUGAUUAUUCUUGUCAUCAUUAUGCAUUGUUGGUGUAAAGACAUAAAAUAUGGGUACUAGGCAUUCUGUGUGAAAAUAUAUAAUUAAAAAAACAACAGGCUGAGAAUUAAUGUGUGCGAGGAUAACGCUGAUGACUGGUGCUGCACGUGGAGAAAAGGGAAUCUCCUUAAAUCCAUGCAUUGUGCUGCGGAUGUUACACAUUUCUCGGGAUUUGCUGCUGCACGUGAGGGGAGAUAUUUUCACGUACCUUGAAGUCUGGUUGUCUUCUCCUCAGUCUUCUUCUGGCGCGGUGCUGGAAACAGUAUUGAUCGCACCUCAAACUCAGGGUAGGGAGGCUGUGUCAGUCUCUGGGUCGUAACUAUGGCCCAAAUAGAAAUGGGCUGUUUUAUAUAUGCUCCGUUUUCUGAGCGUAUAAAACAGCCACUCUUAGCUUGUCCAUGAGACAAAAAACAAACAAACAAAAAAAAAACAUUCCAGUCCCUGAAACCAGAAACAGAUUAAGAGCCUCUGCUGUAUAUAAGCAUGGAUUCUGUGUCAGUUUGGAAAUACUGUUAAUGAAAGGGUAUGGCGCUGAGGGACAGUAGGUGUCACAGGUCAAGGCAGGUAUGCUUUUACUGAGAUGUGCA